AUGCCAAAGAAAAAGACCAAACAGAAGAACCCCAGGGCCCCACCCGUCCCGCCCCAGGAUGGCUCCGACGAAUGCAGCUGCACCUGCGGCUGCGAAUGCCACGCGCCCCCAUCAACCGGGAUGCCGAUCCACAUUCUCUCAGACGUCUGUCACCGCAAAGGAUGGCACGAACCGGAGUAUUCAAUGACACAAUCUGUGAAUGGCUACCUAGCCACAGUAUCCCUGAGAAACACAUUACCCAGCGGUGAAAGCAUCGUGCUCCCAUUCGAGGCGCCGGGUAGUCUCCGCGCAGCGUUCACUGAUACAGAGGAGAUCGCGAAGAACAAUAUGGCGAUGUAUGUCCUCUUCUGCGUAGGUGAGCACAACUCGGACCUGCCGCGGGGAUGGCGCGGUUUGUGGAAGAGGGAAUUUGAGAAGAUCAAGGCGCGUGAUAUCAAGGAGGGGAGGGGGUGGAUGUAUUCGGGUGAUUUGUUUCGGGCGUAUAAGAGUUGGCAGGACUCGCUGUUAGCGAGUGAUUAG
Aspergillus viridinutans is the source of this 519-nucleotide messenger RNA. RefSeq lists its product as uncharacterized. Bases 1 to 519 code for a protein of 172 amino acids. NCBI's taxonomy places the organism in Eukaryota, Fungi, Ascomycota, Eurotiomycetes, Eurotiales, Aspergillaceae. The transcript has 2 exons. The record is from RefSeq and is a predicted model, not a curated record.